AUGGCCAAUGAGAAUCACGGCAGCCCCCGGGAGGAAGCAUCCUUGCUGAGUCACUCCCCAGGCACCUCCAAUCAGAGCCAGCCCUCUUCUCCAAAGCCCAUCCGCCUGGCACAGGACCUCCCAGAGGAGCUGGUACAUGCAGGCUGGGAGAAGUGCUGGAGCAGGAGGGAGAACCGGCCCUACUACUUUAACAGAUUCACCAACCAGUCUCUGUGGGAGAUGCCCGUGCUGGGCCAGCAUGACGUUAUUUCGGACCCUUUGGGGCUGAAUGCGACCCCACUGCCCCAAGACUCAAGCUUGGUGGAAACCCCUCCAGCUGAGAACAAGUCCCGAAAGCGGCAGCUCUCAGAAGAGCAGCCAAGCGGCAAUGGUGUGAAGAAGCCCAAGAUCGAAAUCCCUGUGACACCCACAGGUCCAUCGGUGCCCAGUUCCCCCAGCAUCCCAGGAACCCCAACACUGAAGAUUUGGGGAACAUCCCCUGAAGAUAAACAGCAGGCAGCUCUCCUCCGACCCACUGAGGUGUACUGGGAUCUAGAUAUCCAGACCAACGCUGUCAUCAAGCACCGGGGCCCUUCCGAGGUGCUGCCCCCCCAUCCUGAGGUGGAGCUGCUCCGCUCCCAGCUCAUCCUGAAGCUUCGGCAGCACUACCGGGAGCUGUGCCAGCAGCGAGAAGGCAUUGAGCCCCCUCGGGAAUCUUUCAACCGCUGGAUGCUGGAACGCAAGGUGGUGGACAAAGGCUCUGACCCCAUGUUGCCAAGCAACUGUGAGCCAGUUGUGUCGCCUUCCAUGUUUCGUGAAAUCAUGAAUGACAUUCCCAUCAGGUUAUCCCGAAUCAAGUUCCGGGAGGAAGCUAAGCGCCUGCUUUUUAAAUACGCAGAGGCGGCCAGGCGGCUCAUCGAGUCCAGGAGUGCAUCCCCUGACAGCAGGAAGGUGGUCAAGUGGAACGUGGAGGACACCUUCAGCUGGCUGCGGAAGGACCACUCAGCCUCCAAAGAGGACUACAUGGAUCGCCUGGAACAUCUGCGCAAACAGUGUGGCCCCCAUGUCUCGGCCGCGGCCAAGGACUCUGUGGAAGGCAUCUGCAGUAAGAUCUACCAUAUUUCCCUGGAUUACGUCAAACGGAUCCGAGAGAAGCACCUUGCCAUCCUCAAGGAAAACAACAUCCCAGAGGAGGUGGAGACCCCAGAGGUGGAGCCCCGCCUGGUGUACUGCUACCCAGUACGGCUAGCUGUGCCUGCGCCCCCCAUGCCUACCGUGGAGAUGCACAUAGAGAAUAACGUGGUCUGCAUCCGAUAUAAGGGAGAGAUGGUCAAGGUCAGCCGCAACUACUUCAGUAAGCUGUGGCUCCUUUACCGUUAUAGCUGCAUUGAUGACUCUGCCUUUGAGAAGUUUCUGCCCCGAGUCUGGUGUCUUCUCCGACGGUACCAGAUGAUGUUUGGCGUAGGCCUCUACGAGGGGACAGGCUUGCAGGGAUCGCUGCCCGUACACGUCUUCGAGGCCCUCCACCGACUCUUCAGUGUCACCUUUGAGUGUUUUGCCUCACCCCUCAACUGCUACUUCCGCCAGUACUGCUCUGCUUUCCCUGACACAGAUGGCUAUUUUGGCUCCCGCGGGCCCUGCCUGGACUUCUCCCCGCUGAGUGGUUCCUUUGAGGCCAACCCUCCAUUCUGCGAGGAGCUCAUGGAUGCCAUGGUCUCUCAUUUCGAGAAACUGCUCGAGAGCUCACCAGAGCCCCUGUCCUUCAUCGUGUUCAUCCCUGAGUGGCGGGAACCCCCAACACCGGCGCUCACCCGCAUGGAACAGAGCCGCUUCAAACGCCACCAGCUGGUCCUGCCCGCCUUUGAACAUGAGUACCGCAGUGGGUCCCAACACGUCUGCAAGAAGGAAGAAAUGCACUACAAGGUGGUCCACAACACAGCCGUGCUCUUCCUGCAGAACGACCCUGGCUUUGCCAAGUGGGGGCCAACUGCUGAGAAGCUGCAAGAGCUGACCACCGCCUACCGGCAGUCAGGCCGCAGCCAUGGCUCCAGCUCUUCCUCCUCAUCCUCCUCGGAGGCUAAGGACCGGGACUCAGGCCGAGAGGAGGGCCCGAGCCGAGAGUCUCACCCCACCUAA
This is a messenger RNA of Pipistrellus nathusii (Nathusius's pipistrelle), 2115 nucleotides long. The record is from the annotation of a GenBank genome assembly. Lineage: Eukaryota; Metazoa; Chordata; Mammalia; Chiroptera; Vespertilionidae.